UCUACAUCUCAUGAUAACAAUAAAUUAGAGAUAAUUGAAAACUAUGAAAUGAGAAAAUCUAUAUUAUUAUUAAAAAAGAAAAUAAGUCCUUGUGUAAUACUCAAAAAUGUUUCUGCAACCUGGAAUUCUAAUGCAAUAGAUUCAAUGGCAAACGUUACAAAAGUAUUAUUCGAUGUAAAUAUUGAUAUAAAAAGUAGAGCUUUGAUUGCAGUUAUUGGAUCAGUUGGUUCAGGAAAAUCAUCUUUACUAAAUACUAUAUUAGGAGAAUUGCAAAUUAUUAGUGGAAAUGCAUUUUGCUUUGGUAAAUUCAGUUAUGCUAGCCAGGAGUCUUGGAUUUUUGAAGGUACAGUUCGUGAUAAUAUUGUGUUUAAUGAAGUUCUUGAUAUUGGUCGGUAUAAUGAAGUUUUAAAAGUUUGUGCAUUGGAGGACGAUAUAAAAUUUUGGCCACAUGGUGACUUAACAAUGGUAGGGGAACAUGGUAUAAGUUUAAGUGGCGGACAAAAAGCUAGAAUUAAUUUAGCAAGAGCGAUUUAUAGAAAUGCAGACAUUUAUAUUUUUGACGACCCGUUAUCAGCUGUUGAUGCACAUGUUGCCAACUAUAUUUUUGAAGAGUGUUUUAAGAAAUAUUUAAAUAAUAAGAUUCGGAUUUUAGCAAUUAAUCAAACUCAAUUUCUAAAAGAGAUGGAAAAAAUUUUACUUAUUCACAAUGGUAGCAUAGAAUUUGAAGGAGACUUUGAAAACUUGCAAAAACAGGAGCCAUCCAAGUAUUUAAAAGACUUUAUUGGGGAGUCAAUUGAAAAAGACAGUGAUGACAUUAAAAAAAACACAAUUCUAUCUGCUGAGCAGAAAUUAGUGCAAAAUUUCGAGAACGAUAAAAUCGAAGUAUAUGAUGCUAGAAAUGAAAAACAGGAGAAGGGGUCUGUAAAAUUAAAAGUGUUCACUAGUUACUUUAAAGCCCUAGACAGUUGGAAAUGGUUACUAAUGGUUAUUUUAUUGUUUAUAGCUGGAAGAGGGGUUUUAAGUGGAGUUGAUUAUUUUAUUUCAAGAUGCACAAGUCGAAGUGUAAAACGUAUAGAAUCAGCAAGUAUUUAUAAAAAGAAACGUCGGAGUCCUAUUUAUUCGCAUGUAAAUAAAACGUUUCAAGGUUUAGUCACCAUACGUUCCAUACAAGCCCAACAAUUCAUGGAAGAUCAGUUUAACAUGUUUCAAAAUUCAAAUGCAUCCAGUUGGUUUUUGUUUCUGGCAACAACGAGAGCUUUUGUAAUAUGGUUAGAUUUUCUUUGCGUUUUUUACAUUGGAAUUGUAACAUAUAGUUUUCUCCUACUGCAAGAACAGUUUUUUAGCGGAGAUGUUGGAUUGGCGGUUUCACAAUCGAUUUCCUUAAUAACAAUGUGUCAGUGGGGUUUAAGACAGUCAGCCGAAUUGGAAAUUCAUAUGACUAGUGUUGAAAGAAUUCUCGAAUACUCAAAUGAAAUUUCCGAAGCACCGCUUGAAAGUACUCCUGAAAAUUGUCCUAAAGACAACUGGCCAUUUUAUGGAAAAAUAGUUUUCUCUGAUUUUAACAUGAAAUAUUCUAAUGAUGGUGAAUACAUUUUAAAAAAUUUGAAUUUUGAAAUACUGCCACGAGAAAAAAUCGGAAUUGUUGGGAGAACUGGUGCUGGAAAAUCAUCUAUUAUUCAAGCAAUAUUUCGACUAGCUUGUAAUGAAGGCGAAAUAAAAAUUGACGACAUUGAUAUUAGUCGAUUAGGUUUACAUGAUUUAAGAAGUAAAAUAUCAAUAAUUCCACAAGAUCCUGUACUGUUUUCUGGCACUUUAAGGUAUAACUUAGAUCCUUUUAAUAAAUCAAAUGAUGAUGAAUUAUGGAAAGCCUUGGAAGAUGUUGAAUUGAAAGAGUUUGUUUCUUCUAUGAUCGAUGGGUUAAACUUUAGAAUGUCAGAUGGUGGUUCUAAUUUUAGUAUGGGGCAGCGGCAAUUGGUUUGUUUGGCAAGGGCUAUUUUAAGGCAAAAUAAAAUUUUGAUUUUAGAUGAAGCAACAGCGAAUGUUGACCCAGGAACUGAUAAAUUAAUCCAAAAAACGAUUCAAACAAAAUUUGAACAAUACACAGUGUUAACCAUUGCACAUCGUUUGCAUACAGUUAUGGAUAGUGAUAGAAUAUUUGUUAUGGAUCAUGGUGAACUCAUCGAAUGCGGUAAUCCAUUUGAAUUAUUACAAAAAGCUGAUGGUCACUUUAAGCAAUUGGUAUAUGAAACUGGAUCAGAAAACUCAAAAAUAUUAUAUGAAAUUGCUGAAAAAAUGUAUAUAAAAUAG
Condylostylus longicornis is the source of this 2307-nucleotide messenger RNA. Its product is annotated as probable multidrug resistance-associated protein lethal(2)03659. The record is from RefSeq and is a predicted model, not a curated record. The coding region runs from base 49 to 2307 and encodes 752 amino acids. Gene Ontology annotation, molecular function: ATP hydrolysis activity; ATPase-coupled transmembrane transporter activity; ATP binding. The transcript is spliced from 4 exons. Gene Ontology annotation, biological process: transmembrane transport. Gene Ontology annotation, cellular component: membrane. NCBI's taxonomy places the organism in Eukaryota, Metazoa, Arthropoda, Insecta, Diptera, Dolichopodidae.